AUGAUUGAAGGAGUAAGAAAAUUCAAUGAGCAACAGCAGAAACUGAAGAUGGAGUUCUACUCUUGCGACAAGAUGAAAAAAGUUCAGUUCCUUAGCAACUUUGAUCUUUAUGUGUCGAAAUCUGCAAGUUGGAGGGACACUUUAAUGUGCCUCAUGGCUCCCAAUCCACCAAAGCCUGAAGAAUAUCCAGCAGCCUGCAGCAGAGGGCAAUCCCAUAUCAACAAAGAGAUGAGGGAGGUUGGAAACCCUUCUUCUGACAAUAUCUCCAACUUAUGGCACUUACGGAUUGAAAGGCUUCGCAAGGAGGUGAGUUGUCUAAGCCCAUUUUUAUUCAGACCUCUAAGUUAAAAU
Humulus lupulus (European hop) is the source of this 351-nucleotide messenger RNA. Its product is annotated as 1-aminocyclopropane-1-carboxylate oxidase homolog 1-like. The record is from RefSeq and is a predicted model, not a curated record. Bases 1 to 348 code for a protein of 115 amino acids. NCBI's taxonomy places the organism in Eukaryota, Viridiplantae, Streptophyta, Magnoliopsida, Rosales, Cannabaceae. The transcript is spliced from 2 exons.